Molecule: messenger RNA, 1858 nt
Organism: Cynocephalus volans (Philippine flying lemur)
Lineage: Eukaryota; Metazoa; Chordata; Mammalia; Dermoptera; Cynocephalidae
Gene: NOP53
Product: NOP53 ribosome biogenesis factor
Exons: 12
Coding region: 1-1449 (482 amino acids)
Biological process (GO): rRNA processing; ribosomal large subunit assembly
Cellular component (GO): nucleolus
Molecular function (GO): 5S rRNA binding
Source: RefSeq, a predicted model, not a curated record
AUGGCGGCGGGAACUAGCAUCGGUGGCGGCAGGCACUGCUCGAAAAGCGAUGUCAAUUCUGGCUUCCUGGGUCUGCGGCCGACUUCAGUGGACCCGGCGCUCAGGCGGCGGCGGCGAGGCCCAAGAAAUAAGAAGCGGGGCUGGAGGCGGCUCGCACAGGAGCCGCUGGGACUGGAGGUCGAUCAGUUCCUGGAGGACGUGCGGCUGCAGGAGCGCACGAGCGGUGGCUUGUUGUCAGAGGCCCCCGAUGAAAAGCUUUUCUUCGUGGACACUGGCUCCAAGGAGAAAGAGCUGAAGAAGAAGAGGACCAAAGUCCAGAAGAAGUCAUUGCUUCUCAAGAAACCCCUUCGGGUUGACCUCGUCCUUGAGAACACAUCCAAGAUCCCUGCCCCCAAAGACAUCCUUGCCCACCAGGUCCCCAACGCCAAGAAACUCAGGCGGAAGGAACAGCUAUGGGAGAAGCUGGUGAAACAGGGCGAGCUGCCCCGGGAGGUGCGCAGGGCACAGGCCCGGCUCCUCAGCCCUUCUACGGCCAAGCCCAAGACUGGGACCCAGGACACUGUUGAGCGACCCUUCUAUGACCUCUGGGCCCCGGACAACCCUCUGGACAUGCCAUUGGUUGGCCAGGAUGAGUUUUUCCUGGAGCAGACUAAGAGGAAAGGAGUGAAGCGGCCACCGCAUCUGCAUACCAAGCCCUCCCAGGCACCUGCUGUGGAGGUGACGCCUGCUGGGGCCUCCUACAACCCAUCCUUUGAAGACCACCAGACCUUGCUCAUGGCGGCCCAUGAGGUUGAGCUUCAGCGGCAGAAGGAGUCAGAAAAACUGGAGCGGCAGCUGGCCAUGCCCAUUGGGGAGCAGAUGGCCACCCAGGAGUCUGUGUUCCAGGAGAUGUGUGAAGGGCUUCUGGAGGAGUCGGAUGGGGAGGGGGAGCCUGGCCAGGGUGAGGGGCCUGAGGGCGAGGAGCCUGAGGCCGGAGGAGCCAAGGCAUCAUUGGCACCUGCCCGCCUGGCCCCUGCAGAGAAGAAAACAGAGCAGCAGCGGCGGCGGGAGAAGGCUGCCCGCAUGCUGCGGGCACAGCAGGCUGUGGUGCGGGCUGCCCGGCUGCGGCACCAGGAGCUCUUUAGGCUGCGUGGGAUCAAGGCCCAGGUAGCCCAGCGGCUGGCAGAGCUGGCGCGGCGGAAGUGGAAGAGGCAGGCACGGCGGCUGGCUGAGGCCAACAAGCCCCGUAGGCUGGGGCGGCUCAAGUAUCAGGCUCCCGACAUCGAUGUGCAGCUCAGCUCGGAGCUAUCUGACUCUCUAAGGACCCUGAAGCCUGAGGGCAACAUUCUCCGAGACCGGUUCAAGAGCUUCCAGAGGAGAAACAUGAUUGAGCCUCGGGAGAGAGCCAAGUUCAAGCGCAAGUACAAAGUGAAGCUUGUGGAGAAGAGGGCGUUCCGUGAGAUCCAGUGAGUGGGGCUCCCCAUCGCCUUCCAUGCCUAACUGGUCUGGCUGUGACAGAAACAGGGCUCUAACUCGCUUACACAAAAAGAAAGGAAUGGUCCUCCUUCCCCGUGGUGUCCUCAGGGUCCCAGGGCCCUUCCCAAGCCCGACAGCUGCGGUUAGUGGGUGAGCAGCACUCCCUCUGCCAGGCCCGGGAGAGGGCCAGCCCACCAGAGGCAGCUGAAUGCAGCAUGGGGGCGGGGAGUGUCCCCAAAGGGAAAUCGAAGGGCUAAAACCAGAAGGAGGGGUGUCAAGUUGGAAAGGACACAGGCACCCACCCCCUCAUCCAUCCUUAGCCCCUUUUCUUCUGUCCCCAGGCUAUAGCCACUGCUGGAUGCUGGAGCCCCUAACUUUCAAUAAAGCACCUUCUGACAGCUUA